Molecule: messenger RNA, 1431 nt
Organism: Trypanosoma conorhini
Lineage: Eukaryota; Euglenozoa; Kinetoplastea; Trypanosomatida; Trypanosomatidae
Product: LMBR1-like conserved region-containing protein
Exons: 1
Coding region: 1-1431 (476 amino acids)
Source: RefSeq, a predicted model, not a curated record
AUGGAUGCGGGCUCAGGACCAAUGAGCUGGUGGUUGGUGUUGUUGGCACUCAUUGUUGCCGUGGGCACCGUGGCGCUGGUGGCGUACCUUGUCAUCGUCUUCGAGGCCGAGGAGGAAAAGAACGAGGGGUGGUGGCUCAGGAUUCUUGUCGUCUUAUCGUUUUCAUGGGCUUGUUUCAACAUUCUCGUGCUGCCGUACGACGUAGCAAACGUUCGCGGCAGCGUGUACGGCCCCGGCGGGGAGAUCAACGUCACCACCAUGUGGAUCGCCAUCCUUGUCCCGAUGUCUCUCCUCGCCUUUGUUGUGUGCCCCUUCGCGAUGGUAUACCGCGAAACUAUGGAGCCUGACCAAACGAGUGUAUGGCGACCGAUAAAGUUCGCCGCCAUGGUAACUGCGGCCCUUGUGGGGGUAUUUCUUCUGCUAAUCUUUCUUUUGUGGGCGACGGUAGGGUACACCAGCAUUGCGUACGCUCAGUACGACGUGGUGGCUCCGUCAGCCAAAAGUUUUGAGGAAGUCGUGCUCUUUAGCGACACCUCGUACGCGGCAACACUGCGCUUCAAAGUGUCGCUCUUUGUUUACUUUGUCGCCCUCACAUGCACCAUCGGCUGGAUGCUCUUUUUUUUAUUUGGCGGCGUCGGACUGGUGGCGAUGCCGGUGGAUUGCUUCAUGCGGUUCCGGGACCGUCCAAGGCCUAUUACCGCCGCCGAGUACGCGCUUCGCCGGGCCGAGAUAGCGCAGGAGUCGCAGCGCCUCAUGUGUGACGGAAACAAGCUCGAGCAGGACGAAAGCGCGGGGCAUUCUGGCAGAAGACACCGAAGGAAGGUAUUCGCCUUCAGGCAGCGCGUGGCGGAGUUGGAGGCGUAUCACGACAAGGUUGAGACCUCCUACCGCGAGAAGGGCGGUGAAGUAGUUAGAGGCUACCUUUUUCUUUUCUUGGGCCUCGUGUUUGCCUCCAUCUCUAUUCUGUGGAUUUUGCAGGUGAUCAUUCACAACUUGACCCACCUUUACCCGCUACUGAGCAACAUGUUUAUUCGUAUGGACAGGACGUUUAUGCUAUUUGGGGUUCUGGCGUAUGGCUGCUUCUCGUUUUACCUCCUUUCCUGCGUUGUGAAGGGGUGCGUCAAGCUUGGCGGCAAUCUUUUGCUGUUUCAAAUCUACCCCAUGGAACUUGGCGGCACGCUGAUGAACGCCUUCCUCUUCAACGCCAUGCUAGUCAUGAUCACCUCUACGGCUGUUGUGCAGUUUUGCACCGUCAGUUUUGCCGAGUACGCCGUUAACACGAACGUUGGCGCGAUGUUCACGGUUUACGUGGCAAAUCUGCAGGGCAUAAAGUAUAUUCUGACGUACUUGCAAUACCCGUUGCUCGUGAUUGCGGGUGUGUCCCUCGUGUGGCUCCUCCUCUGCCCCAAGCGGCGCGUUGACGAUGAGUAA